Coccinella septempunctata (seven-spotted ladybird) is the source of this 1299-nucleotide messenger RNA. It is a transcript of the gene HDAC11, whose product is annotated as histone deacetylase 11. Gene Ontology annotation, molecular function: histone deacetylase activity. The transcript is spliced from 7 exons. Bases 213 to 1196 code for a protein of 327 amino acids. The record is from RefSeq and is a predicted model, not a curated record. NCBI's taxonomy places the organism in Eukaryota, Metazoa, Arthropoda, Insecta, Coleoptera, Coccinellidae.
UUUUAAGGUCAGAACCCCGAUUAGUUUACCCGGUUUUUCAUGGCCGUUCUGCAGAUUCGUAACAACAUUGUGUCUUUGAAAAGUCAUCAGAGUUGACUCAACUUCGUGAAUCGUAAAUUAGGUUUGUUGCUUGGGAACGACAAUCAAUACAAACAAUAGAAGUAACCAACCACAUAAUUCAUCUUGGGGAUUGACGGUUAUGAUCCAAUAAAAUGCAAACAAAUCUAUAUUUCGAUAUCGAAAGGACACAGUGGCCUAUAAUUUACAGAGAAGAAUAUAAUGUUCAUUUGUUCGGCCUUGAAAAUUACUUCCCAUUCGACACACACAAAUGGAAAAAUAUUUUCAAAAUUUUAGAGAAACAACAUUUAUUGAAUGAACGGACAAUAGUUAAACCUAAAGAAGCGACUAAAGAAGAUUUGAUGGUCACUCAUCCAAAAAGUUAUCUGAAGAAACUGAAGUUCAGUUUGUAUGUCGCCUUCAUUGAGGAGUACCUUCUUCUGUGCCUCUUACCGAAUUUCAUGAUCCAGAGAUACAUAUUGAAACCACUCAGGUUUCAAACAGGAGGAAGCAUUCUUGCCGGCAAAUUAGCCCUAGAAAGAGGCUGGUCCAUAAAUUUAGGCGGCGGUUUCCACCACUGCAGCGCCAGGAAAGGGGGUGGUUUUUGCAUAUACGCCGACAUAACCCUCCUCAUACACUUCCUCUUCAAAUACUACUCGGACAGAGUGAGAAAAAUAAUGAUAGUGGAUCUGGAUGCGCACCAAGGAAACGGACACGAGAGAGAUUUCAAAAACAAUCCGAACGUCUACAUCCUGGACGUUUUCAACAAAAACAUAUAUCCCAACGAUCACGAGGCCAAAAAAACUAUAAGAAGAAAGGUUGAACUUGAUUUCUAUACCCAUGAUAAUGAAUAUUUACCCUUGGUCAAAGGGAGUAUUAUAAUGGCACUUGAAGAAUUCGAUCCAGAUUUGAUAGUGUACAAUGCAGGUACUGAUAUUUUGGAGGGAGAUGCCUUAGGAGCUUUGUCAGUCAGUGCUGAGGGCAUUAUAUCGAGAGACGAAUUGGUCUUUCGUUAUGCGAGAGCCAGACAUAUCCCCAUUGUGAUGCUGACCAGUGGAGGCUACAAAAGACGAACGGCUGGAAUAAUAGCACGCUCCAUCAUCAAUUUGUACGAUAAAGGCCUGAUACGAGCUCCCUGAUGAGCUGAUGCACUUCAUUGUUAGACAUUGUUGUAAUUGUUAUCACGUUGACUUACUUCCAAGCGAAACGUUGAAAUUUAUGCCAAUAAAUGAUUAGUUCGAA